AUUACAAACACAGAAAAAAAAAACAAUCUCUGUAACUUUGGUUAGAGCUCCCUUCGUAUCAAUCCAAAAACAACAAAUGGAUUCAUCGAAGAAGAUCAUUCUCGUUACGUUUCUUGUAUCAUUUUACAUGUUUUCAUGUGUAUCAAGCACUGAAUUUGAAGUUGGAGGAGAAGAUGGGUGGAUCGUACCAAAGUCUAAGACUCUUGGAGAUGCGUUUAACCAAUGGGCUUCAGAUAACCGGUUUAAAGUUGGCGACACUCUCCGUUUCAAGUACACGAAAGACUCAGUGUUAGUGGUGUCAGAAGAAGAGUACAAGAAAUGCAAAGCGACCAAACCGCAACUCUACUCAAACAACGAAGACACUGUUUUCAAACUAGACCGACCCGGUUUGUUUUACUUCAUCAGCGGUGUCUCUGGCCACUGCGAAAAGGGUCAGAAGAUGAUCGUGAAAGUUAUGGAGACGGAGUCUUCCACAGAGUCUCCUCCUCCUUCUUCAUCUUCAUCUUCGUCGUCAUCAUCAUCACCACCAUCAUCAUCUCUUCCGGCUUCAACUCCCAAGGCCAAGAAGAGCAAUGCCUACAAAACCGCGGUCCAGUUCAGUAGUUCCGGUUUUGUUGUCUUUGCCGUUCUUGUUGUUUCAGUUUUUGGUUUGGUUUAGUUCCAGCGAUUUUAGCUGAAGAUUUUAGGCCCGGUUUAGCGUUUUUGUUUUCUUUGUUUCGAUUACUGAAUUUGGUUUCCGGUUAGACCGGUUUAGCUUCAAUGAAUAUGGUUUCACUUUUCAUGUAGUUCCUACUCCCUAUCACCUAAUAAAGUUCUUUAUGGUUU
Messenger RNA from Arabidopsis arenosa, 825 nucleotides. NCBI's taxonomy places the organism in Eukaryota, Viridiplantae, Streptophyta, Magnoliopsida, Brassicales, Brassicaceae. The record is from the annotation of a GenBank genome assembly.